Messenger RNA from Mugil cephalus (flathead mullet), 2065 nucleotides. It is a transcript of the gene p2rx5, whose product is annotated as purinergic receptor P2X, ligand-gated ion channel, 5. The transcript has 13 exons. Gene Ontology annotation, cellular component: nuclear inner membrane; plasma membrane. Gene Ontology annotation, molecular function: purinergic nucleotide receptor activity; extracellularly ATP-gated monoatomic cation channel activity. Gene Ontology annotation, biological process: response to ATP; monoatomic cation transmembrane transport. Bases 245 to 1639 code for a protein of 464 amino acids. The record is from RefSeq and is a predicted model, not a curated record. Lineage: Eukaryota; Metazoa; Chordata; Actinopteri; Mugiliformes; Mugilidae.
CGCCUACCCUUGUCAGGUGCAGACGGACAGACGCGUUCCCACUGCAAACAGGACAUAAUACCGGAUAAAAAUAUAAAUAAAGAAAUAAAAGAACGCGACACCAAGAGUAAUUGAAAAACAGUGUGGGCGCUUUGCAGCCUCUCUCUCAGUGGGUUUUCCUGCCGCAUGACAAGUGAACCAGCUUUAUAUAUCAGCUAGGAGCCUGGGAGCUGCCGUCUCACUCCGCUCCACCCUGCAGGGAGCAAUGGCUGGCUGUGGGGGCUUCUUCGUUUCUCUCCUCAACUACAAGACGGAGAAAUAUGUCAUCGCGGAAAACAGGAAAAUUGGAAUACUGUUUCGGCUCUAUCAGCUGGCUGUGCUGGGAUACAUAAUCGGGUGGGUGUUUGUGGUGAAGAAGGGGUACCAGGAGAGGGAGGAGGCCAUCCAGAGCUCGGUCAUCACUAAACUGAAAGGGGUCACCCUGACCAACAGCUCUGAGGCAGGGCCUUACCUGUGGAGCGCCGAGGAUUACGUCAUACCUCCCAACGGCGAGCAGGUGUUCUUCAUAGUAACAAAUUACAUAGAGACCCCCAACCAGAGGCUGGGGUUCUGCGCCGAGAGCUCCAAGGUGCCAGAUGGACGAUGUCAGAGCGAUGACGACUGCGGAGAGGGAGAGACUGUAACAGCUGGUCAUGGAGUGAAGACUGGCGUGUGUUUAAACAGCACUGGGACCUGUGAGAUCCACGCCUGGUGCCCUAUUGAAUACAGCAAGAGGCCCACAGAGCCCGCACUGAGCCAAGCAGAAAACUUCACCGUCUACAUCAAGAAUUUCAUCCGCUUCCCAAAGUUUGAAUUCUCCAAGUCUAACGUCCUACAUACCGCUAAUGACAGCUACAUGAAGAAAUGCUCCCAUGACAGCGAGGCGCACCCUUACUGCCCCAUCUUCCGCAUAGGAGACCUAGUCAGCAGAACUGGACACGACUUCCAGGACAUGGCUGUUAAGGGCGGGUCUGUUGGGAUUCUCAUCGAGUGGAACUGUGACCUGGAUAAAGACUCUUCUCAGUGUAAUCCAGAGUACAGCUUCACCCGUCUGGACAUGGACUUAAACAGCUCCGUCACAUCAGGAUAUAACUUCAGAUAUGCCCGAUACUAUAAAGAUCAAAAUGGUGAAACUUAUCGAACACUGUAUAAAGUAUUUGGGAUUCGGUUCGACAUAAUGGUCAACGGCCAGGCCGGACGAUUCAAUAUUGUUCCCACCAUAAUUGCCAUCGGCUCGGGUGUUGCUUUGAUGGGUCUAGGAGCCUUUGUUUGUGAUAUGAUACUGCUGUACAUGAUGAACACGAGCUCCUUCUACCGAGAGAGGAAGUUUGAAAUCAUCAGCUUCAAGAGAGAACAGAGCAAAAACAAAGACGAGAAAGCAGGACACCGGGAAAGGAGGCCCAGGAAACCAGCUGCAGAGAAAGUGGACGUCAACUCUGUGAAAAACCCAGGGGAAGAAACGAAACUCACUGUGGAAACGACUUCCACCGAGGACGCCCAGGCGGCCGCAGGGAAACGGGGUCCCACCAUUCCACGCAACACGGGGCAGCGAUACUCUGCUGUUCUCUCUCACAAAAGCGCAGAGCCGAAGCAUCACAUCACCUUCUCUCCACACAAGUAGGUUGGCAGGCGGAGCGGUUUCCUCUGUUAACGUCGCAGGAUGUGGAACCAACCGUCGAACUGAUUUCCACUUCGUACACGCCAGCACGGUCACUAGGACGACCGAUGCUCGGCCUGACUGGGGAUGUGUUGGUCCAAGGAAAUGUUCUGAACUGCACCAAGGGGCCAGGACACUGAUGUACACUGGAAGACGGCUGGGACACGAUUUAAAGGUGGGACAUGGGAGAUAACAUGAAUUUCUUAAUCCUAUUUAAUUAGCAGAGUGACAGUGAUUAUAUGGACAGUAAUUAAACAAACCACCUAAGAUGGUGCGAGUCGCUAAAUAUUCCCUGAGUAUAUCUCUCAAUUACCUGUUGUUGUACUUCACAGAUGUAUGGGAUUUAUGUACGCUGAACCUUUAUGUUAAGAGAAAAUCAUCAAUGAGGCA